UUCAUUGACGUAAACUUUGCUUUCUGUUCAUAUUGGUACCUUCUUCCAGUCUAUUUGCACCCUAAAGGUGUAAAUUAACCGGAAGAAUGGACCGCAUGAAAUUCACAGUACACAUUCGAAAGGUUCUCCGUUACGUUAAAUUUGCACCAUUCGGGUCAACGGUUUGCAUAUUACGUAUUCAAUCAACACAAUUACUUAUUUUUAGCUUCAAAAAUAUAACAAUUCUACAGCUGUAAUAAUACAGUUAAUGAAACAUCUUUUAAGUGCGCGCGUGUAUUCAAAUGGCAAUAUUUAAAUAAAAAAGAUUUAUAUUUCCGUAGAAAACUCGUCGGCGUUGUUACGUUUAUCUCUGAUAUUUCAAGUGUUAGGCUGCACUUUGAAUUCAUCAAUCAUUUUUGUUGAAUGCAUCGGAGAGCGUCACUAAAUGGAUAUCGAGGUUCAGGCGAGAAACAGCGCAUGGAUAGAUAAGAAUCUUUGACAAAGAGGAAACGUGCGGCAUGGGUCUGCCGCGUCUCUCCUUGAAGGGAUACUUUUUCUAUGUGUUAUGUUCUUCUGGCUUGCUGUUGGUUCUCCUGAAUCUGUUACAGGACGAGAUAUGGCAUCGUAUGCGACCGCAUCCCGGACAAACUCCAUCCGUUCGAAUUGCCGACAGUACCAAGAUGAAACAAAAUUGGCCAACAAAGUCGAGGAAAACAACAAUGCAUAUUCUGCAGACUCAGGGAAAAGCGAAGAAAAAGCUUCUAGCGGAGGUUUUCAACUUAACUGGCACGACGAUUCUAUCGCGCAACAGUAUAGAAUCUAUGGAUCCAUCGAAAAGACCUUGGUACAUGAAAGGCGGGACCAGAAGACCAUAUCCCGUCGUGAAAUCCCGUCGCACGGGUCGAAGGUUGGCGCGAUUGUGGCCGGAUGAAGAUGCUUAUGACGAUCGCGUCACGAAUCAAUUAAUGUACGUACCUACCGAUUAUAACAAAACGACCGCGGAACAUCAACUAAAGAAAAUAAUGGUUCCGCAUGGAAUGCCGGAGGCAAAAGCUGGACCCGACAUAUUUCUCCAACAUCGUUGCCCAGUAAACACUUGCACGAUCGUUAGGGACAAUCCAGACGAAGCUGAUUUAAUUCUUUUUAAAGAUUACAUAACUCACGUGGGAAGAAGAUCGCCGAGUCAACAGGUGUGGAUGCUGUAUUUUUUAGAGUGCCCUUAUCACACACAGAGCGUGAAGAAUGCGUACAUUAAUUGGACAGCAACUUAUCGUCGCGACAGCGAUAUAGUUGCACCCUACGAAAGAUGGCAGUAUUACGAUCCCAGUAUCACACAAAUACCACAAACAUUCAAUUAUGCAGCAAAUAAAACUAAAAAGGUGGCAUGGUUCGUUUCUAAUUGUCAUCCACGAAAUCAACGUAUGCAUUACGCUAAAGAACUGUCGAAAUACAUACAGGUGGAUAUUUAUGGAACUUGUGGUACUUUGCGAUGUCCACGUUCGCAAUCUCAAGCGUGUUUCGAAAUGCUCGACGAGGACUACAAAUUUUAUCUUGCCUUUGAGAACUCGAAUUGCAAGGAUUACAUCACGGAAAAAUUCUUCGUCAAUGGUCUUGGGCACAACGUUUUGCCGAUCGUGAUGGGUGCGCACCCAACGGAUUACGCCCGUAGCGCGCCGUAUCGUUCGUACAUUCACGUGGACGAGUUCGAAUCUCCGAAAGAAUUAGCCGAAUACCUUCAUCGUCUGGAUCGCGACGACGAGCUGUACAAUUCGUAUUUCCGUUGGAAGGGUACCGGCGAAUUUAUUAAUACGUAUUUUUGGUGCCGAGUUUGUGCCAUGCUGCACGACGAACGACCACCGAAAUUUUACAAGGAUGUCAACGAAUGGUGGCGAGGCGAUGGCAUAUGCACGACGACUUCCUGGCGCGAACACGAUCAGACUCGUGCAGGAAAUCUGAAAACCACCUGAACAGUCCUCUACGAGGUUUGGCUAAUUUGUACGAAACGACGCGACGCGUCUUCUAUAUGCUUUCAUUGAAAGAAUCAUCUGGACUUCCAAAGGAUGUUAAAAAUUUUACCGAUACGGACGGGACGGCUUGCUCUGUCGCUUUUCGUUGGUCGCGUGAUUAAUUUGAUGCGACAGUUUUAUGGGAAAUUAAUAGGUUUUCACGAGUUCAGUGUUAACAAGUCUGGGUAGUCCGUUAAUUGAAGAAAAAGACUGCCGAUUACGAAUUUGAUGAAACACAAAGAGCUAGGAGUAUUUGAAUCUGUAUUUUUUGACAAACAACAAGGAUUUUUACACAAAUCAAUUGAACUGCUUCGCUAUUUUCGACGAACAUAGUUGCAUAUGUUUGUGUGAUUGGGAAAAUUUUAUUUAGAAUUUUUUUUUUUUAAUUAAGAGUUUAUAGUUGCAUCAACAAUUGAUUAUGAUUAUUUUUAAUUAACUGUAAGCUUUCUUUUGUAAAGUUGUUUAAAUUUUUUUCUAACUACUGUUAGUUUUGUAAAAAGUACUACAACUAUAGUGAGUUGAAAAAGCGAACUGUUUUAUACAUUUAUUAAUACAUAGUGAACAUUGACGUAGUUUGAUGUGAAAUUGGAAGAUAUUAAAAAAUGUUGACGUGAUUAAUUUAAAAAAGAGACAUACAUUAAAAGCACAAUGUCUUGUUAAAGUUGCAUUUAAACUUGAUAUUUAAUAACAAAGAUACACUACAGGUAGAAUACAAAAUAAAUUUAUUUCGAUUUUCUAAUUUUCUAACAGCUGACUAUUUAUGAAAUUGAAAUGUGUAAAAUAUCGCAGGCAAAAUGAAAAUAGAUUAGUACUUGUCGCUUUCAAAGCUAAAGGUACUAGGUAUUACAACUAAGGUAUAGUGUUGUGAUUAUUAUUAUAAUUAUUCAGGUAUAAUAGUAAUUUUUAUUUAUGUUAAUAAUACCUUAGAAAGAUACGGAAUAGAAUUAUGAAAUGGUCCUGGUUAAAAUAUAACAAAUUUUUGUUUAAUUACUUAAGCAUUACAAUGGUGAUAUACUAUGAUUAUUUUUAUUUUUCUUGUGUGUUUUAUACUCAAAGAUUGUCUCUAAGCAUCAAAAUUAAUUCGUUCAAUAGCACGACCCUUGCAUUGAUCACACAAAAUAAAUUCUAUUAUCAUUGAAUAUAGGAAAUAGAAGAAAAUAGAAGAACAUUGUACAAUAGCGAAAAAUUCGAUCGUAUACAGAUUAAUGUAAUUCUAAAUGUUCCUGGAACGUCAACGAUGUAAGCACACUAUCUUCGUCCAAUAUUCGGAUAAAUAUUCAUAUGAGUGCACGUUUACAUUCAAUGAAUAUUUAUCCGAUAAAAUAUUCAUGUGGGUUCGAAAUCAGAGCAUGGUUAUAUUCCAAAGCUUGUUUUACCAAAUAUCAGUAAAUUGCAGAUUCUAUUAAUUUGCUUAAGAUAUAUACAGCAUGAAGUAAUAAUCCUUUCCAUACAAAACAGUAAUUUGCAUAAAUUUUUAAAUCGUUUGCACUUAUCAAAUAGGAUCAGAUCAAAUACUUCGAAUUUGAAAACUUGAGUGCUGCAAUGAAAUAUUAACAUUAAUCUGAUAUAAAUAUUAUGUUUACAAGAUUUCAUUAGAAGUCGUAUAAGAAAAUAUCCAAAGAAAUUUUUUAUUAGAUUAGAUGUAUACUUUACUUCUUUAAUAUCUUUAAUUAUUAAGUAAAGAGAAAAUAUUGUUACGAUAGUAUACCUUAUCGAGACCAAAGAAAUUUUGUAAGAAGCUUUUAGAUGAUUUAUUCGAAGCAAUGGAAAAGUUUAUUGCUACAUUCUGUAUAAUAAAUUGCACUCUCGUAUGAGACACUGUUUGAUCGAAAACAUUGAACUCUUUCAAACAUUGAAGUCUUUCAAAGUGUGAUGUCUACAAUUUUACUUGUUAAUAGAUAACGAUAGAUCUAAUGAAUAUUAAAAUCAAUGUACAAUGUUAGAAUAAUAAUUUUUUUAGACUAUUCUCAGAUUUUAAAGCAUCGGAUGGCUUUCGAAAUUCUAAGGCUACUCAUUGAAAGUGGAAUUGAUAAAUAAUAGAAAAUCGUAGUAAGGAAACGUUUACAUGCAAAUGAAAAUUGCUUACCGUUUCUACAACUGUUUUUUGCAUUAUGGAAUUUAUUGUUUCCGUAUAUUCGAACCUACACGGGUAAAUCACCGAUUUAAGCCAUUAUUUGGAUCAACGCCGGGUUAAGGGAUGGUCUAAAGUCUAAGGGAUGCUACAACCAUAAGGCCCACUUACAGGCUUUCCAUUUAGUAUUUCAUUAUAUUUAAAAUAAUUUUCAAUUUUUGAAUCAAGUUUAUCAAUUAAGAGCCCUGUUAUAGGCUCCCUAUUUAUUACUUUAUUUUAUUUAGAAUAAAUUUCAAUAUUCGAACCAAGUUUAUCAACCAAGAAUCCUAUUAUAGGUCUUCUAUUUAAUAUUUUUCAUUAUAUUUAAAAUAAAUUUCAAUUUUUCAAUCAAGUUUAUUAACCAAGGGUUCUGUUAUAAGCCCUCCAUUUAAUAUUUUAUUUUAUUUAGAACAAAUUUCAAUUUUUGUACCAAAUUUAUUAACCCAGGGGCCUUCGAAAGGUUGAUAGCCCCGGGAUCCAAAAAUCUUAAUCCGGCAUUGAGGCUAUAAUUCGAUGAAUUGUUGACAGUGGUCUUCGCUUGAUACGUUGUACAAGUUUUUACUUCAUGUUCAUCGAACCAUUAUUGUAUCAUUUAGAUGCAGAAGAAGCAAUAUGGUUCAUCGUUCAGGGUUGCUAAUCACUAUCAUAGACAUGCCACUUUUAUGUAAGCGACUCUCAUUGAGAAAAUUUUCGUGUUAUGCAAAUGUACGUUUAAUACAUUGUACAUAUACCGUCGUUAAGUGUAAAAUGUCAUCAAGCAUGCGAGAUAAUUGAGAGAUCUAGUCAAAUGCGACCUUAUGGAAGAAUUUCUUCGAAUCAUUCUAAUCGCUAUGUAGGCAGCGAGUACCUGUUUCAAUGAUUCCUAGUAUAACUUAAUUUCGACUCAAUUAAUACAACGUUAGAUUAAUUUAAACGAUCAUUUAAAUGAUUAUUUACUGAGAGAAUCGUUGUCUGACCCAUUUAUUAACUUUAUGCAAUGUUUCUAGUGGGUCUGCGAUUUUCUCAUUAGGAAAUUUUCCUCGUCAUAGUAAUUUCAUUACUGUUUCAUUCAAUUCCGUACUUAAUAUUCUUACAUUUUGCUGAAGUUUAAAUGUUUUCGAAUAAUAAUUACCUACAUGAAAAAUUACAAUGACGAGGAAAAUUUGCUGUCAAUUUAUUGGUCAGUGUUCAAUAGGUGUUAAAGAUAUUGAAUGUAUCGUGUACUUACAUUGCAAUUACAAAGUUCUGGCAUUUGGAACUUCUUGCAGGAUGAUAUUGAUAUCGCUAUUAUUCGCAAAGCAGUGAGUAUGCAUAUCAAAAGUUGAUUUAGAAAGUCAAAUAUUAUUUUGUGUUUAAUUAUCUAGUCGUAAUUAAUUUUGUUUCAACUUUCAACUAUUCAAUUAAGGGAAAAUCAUCCCUUGCAAUGCAUAAAAGUGUCAGAAUUUAACAUGCAAAAAAUGUCUUAUUAGAAAAAUUUCAAUAUUUAAAGGCUUUACAAAAAUAAUGUAUCGCUUCGAGCAACUGCAUUAUUUUUAAGUUAAUUUCCUAUCGAGGACAUAUCAAUCAAUCAAUUAAAUAAUCAAACAGCUGACUGUCUGUUUGAAACAAGUUACAUAAGGACAUGGGGUGUGAGCUUUUGUGAAUAGUUAAUGGUUAAUUAAGCAAAUCUCACUGCUAAACCAGAAAAUAAUUAACAAUUGAUACCGUGCAUCAGGAAAUAGUACAUGUGCUAUUCGUAAACAAACGAAAGAAUUGCAUAAACACCAACAUAAGAAAUUUUGAGCUAAAUAUUUCAAUUUUCUACGUAUACUUAUGUAUAUAGCGUUAAGAAUCGUAAAGGAUCGUAAUUUUUUAAUUUAUUAACGUUUCACCUCGCAUUAUUCAUUUUUCAAAAUUUAUAAAUUUCUUUACAAGAUUAUUAUUAUUAUUAUUAUUUCUAUCCACUAUAAAAUUGCGAUAUUUUGAUAAAAUAUUGUAAAGCUUGUUUCAACACAGUGAUUAUACAAAGUAGUGAAAUAUUAAUUACUAUACAGGAAAUUUUUAAAAUUGGAGAAAGAUAUGAUCAUAGCACAGUGAAAACAACCUUCAUACCUGUUACUUUAAAUUCAUUUUUUAUUUUUAAAUAAUAGACGUUAGUAUGAAAUUGAGAAAUAAGAAUAAACGCGAGCUCGAUGGAAGAAAACAAAAAUAAACGAAGUGUAAAGAAUUCGCUUGUAAGGCUAGCAUAGCUCAAAAUACGUAGCUCAAAAAUACUUUUGGCCGUUGUAGUUUGGAAAAAUGUAAGCUCAAAAAGAUAACUAAAAUGAGAUAUAGUAUAGACAUAUUGCACAUUCGAAACGCACGCGAUCGAGUUACUUAAUUGUGGAUUCUACCACAGCUUUCAAUCGGUUCCUAUGUAAUGUCGAUUUUUCCGAGUACGCACAAGCAAGCUAGAUAUUUAGAUAAUUAAGCAAUCGAUUAUUGAUUGAUUAUUCCAUAGGGAAAUUGAUUGGUCUGGCUGGAGAACACGAUACUAAUCAUAUCGAGAAGUGUGAGAUAACCAAAAUAAUUUUCUCAUAUUUCAGUCAUAUUGACGAUCCGCAUUUGUGCACUGUCGUUUUUGAUUUCUUUCGCUGUAACACGCGAUAUCGCGUGAUUGAUCGUUAACCCUUUAAUAUACGCGUCAGUGAUAAUCUAACGAGGAUAUUAAAAGAAAAGACAUUUUGAUAAAAUGGCAAUAUUUUGAACUUUAUUUUUCGUUUCCUUUUUUCAAUAUCUCCAAAAAAAAGAAACUGGUAACAAUUUCAAAAUCCGAGUUUCUUUUUAAGCGUUUUGAAGAUUCUGAACGGCAGUCUACUAAUGUUCGAUCGAAUAAUAUUUUUUACUUCGAUAAAAGUUUAUUGAUUUUAAUCGAGGCUUUUAAUUGCAAGUUAAACAACAUGUUAUUCCAAAGAAUAGAAUAAUUGGUAGGUGGGAGUAACGCAUAAAGAUACGUAGCUGUAUGUACGUAUAGUUUGACAAUUUUUUGAGAGCGACUUUUUAGGAACUUAACGCGAACUAUUUUCUAGAAUAUUUUCAUUCGAAGUGAUUAAUAUUUUAAGAUAUUUAUAAAUAGAUUCGUUGUAUAUGUAGAUCAUUUUACGUUACCGUUAGUAACAAUUUCUAGGUAUAUGUAUACCUACAUUUUAGUGAUCAAUUGUUUUCAGCAAUACUAAUGCUAAGAACUCUGAUUUUGAAAAUUGUUAAUUAUUUAUAUUAACAAAUUAAUUGGUGAUCAUUUCAAGUUGAUAAUUGGUAUUUAGUUGACUGUAAAAUUAUUUAGACGAGAAAUUAUUAUAAAGUAGAUCUAAAUGAAAUUUAGUAAUUGUAACAAAGACACUAAAUAUGCAAUCUUUGAAACAAUCAGAGCUCGUAGAAUCAUGGAUAUUUCUUUAUAAAAACUUUGAAAUUAACAGAUAUAAAGGAACUAGUAGUACGAUACCCUAAAUAUAGUAUUUUAAAUGUGCACGAAGAUUCCAUUAAUUUAUUUACUAUUGGUGCUGAUUACAAUAAUUGGUGCUGGUGUACGCCACGUUUUGACCAUGUAAUAAAACUUGUUUCUGGCGGUAAGCGUUAAUUAUAGAAAGUUAAUGUAUAAAUAGAGCGAUUGAAAAUUAUAAAAUAGUAUAAUAAGAAAAUAAGGCAAACAUGUGCGCCGCUUGUUUCUUUCAACUUUAAAUGAAAUCCUUUCUUUUCACUGUAUGAAAAUUAGAAAAAAAUAUUAAAUAGUCAAGAUCACAGUUAGAAUCAAAAUAAGUAUUCUGAUUUUUCUUUGCAUCGCAUUGUGAUGUAUCAAAAUUGCAAAAUGCUCAAAAAAGAUGCAAUAAAAUCAGAUAUAUUUUGUAAUUUUCUCAAAACAAGCUUUUUCUUCUUCUUACAUACAUUCUAGUGUACGUUAAAAGAAAUCAUUUUAUCAUAAUGAACAACUGUGAAACAUAAUUUUCUAAUAAUUAAAUAUUUCUGUUCGAUGUAAGAAGAUGUUAUUUAGAUCGCACGUUUUCGAACUAGAUAGCGCGAUAAUUUGUAAAUAGUAAUUUAUGGUUAUAAUGGAGUGCUACGUGUGAAGAAAUCCAACCGUAAAUUAUAACGACAUUUAAUGACAUAUUAAUAUUUGAAAUUUGUAGAUAAAAUUGCAGAGUACGGCGAAAGAAAUCUAUUCUUUCGUUCUGUUUCAUCGAAGACAAGGAAUUAGUAUGCCUCAAUUAGUAACAUUAUAAUGAUCGACCAUAAUUGUGAGAAUUAUGUAAGUAAGCGUUACGUCGUAACACUUCAAUUGGAGUAUUUAAUUGUUAUCCCUAUAUUGUUCUUUAUCAAUUUCCAUUCUAUAACUUUCUUCUCGACAAUCGCUUUUAAUCAGAAAUGAACUGUUUCUAUGAAAACAGGUACACCGAUUAUGGUAUCAUUUUGUAAAACAGGCUUCCUUCGGCCUCGAUUUUCUAUAAAUUUUAAUCUGUUAAUUUUUGAAACGAUUUUAAUAUAAAAAGUGUUGGAUUCUUUCGUUUUCAACUCCGUUCGUUCAAUACAAUUAUUAAUGUAUUAUGUAUUUAUAUCGAUGUUAUGUAUGUUCCUGAUUAUGGGAAUAAAAAUGAACACUAUUCUUAUGUUUGAAA
This is a messenger RNA of Osmia bicornis bicornis, 8702 nucleotides long. It is a transcript of the gene FucTA, whose product is annotated as glycoprotein 3-alpha-L-fucosyltransferase A. Lineage: Eukaryota; Metazoa; Arthropoda; Insecta; Hymenoptera; Megachilidae. The coding region runs from base 498 to 1946 and encodes 482 amino acids. The transcript has 8 exons. The record is from RefSeq and is a predicted model, not a curated record. Gene Ontology annotation, cellular component: membrane. Gene Ontology annotation, molecular function: alpha-(1->3)-fucosyltransferase activity.